ACAACUUGACGUGCUUUCUUUAAAACAAACAAACUGUGGCGAGAGAAAGAGAGAUAAAGGGCGCAGGGACGGAAAACUCCAGCAGUUGGUAAUGCUGGGCAUUGAUCGCUUGCUGGUCAGUUUUACUUUGGGGAGUCAGCCUAGGAUCAAGUUGCAUUCGCUCUCCUUAUCUACAGCCGUGCUACAGAGGGGGGAAACAACUUGAAAGUCGAAGAAGGGAAGGAACUACCAAUCGGAGAGUUCAGGUAUUUUUUUUCUCUCUGACGGACUGAGAGCGAUCUACCGGGCCCUUUCCGCCGCAGAUGACAGGCGUACUUCACCAGACCGACAGAGAGACACAGAGUUCGGGCAGUCCACGCUGCGAAGAAGUGGUCGCAGGGAGGGCGAAGGAAUCCUGACCUUUCAGAGUGUGUGAAAUAAUAAAAAAGGAGACCGGGAUUGAAGCGUGUCGGACACCCUCGGGUGCUGCGCGAAAGGAUCUCCUGCCCUUUCCCAAAAGUUGGACCGUCUCCACCGCGGAAGUUGGCACCGAUCGACAUGGAUUGGCUACUGGACCUUAAAUGUUUGAUAUUCUUCCCCUGCACUAUAUAAAAUGGGGAACCCUUGUCUUGAACAAGAAGGAUUAGUCCUAGUUCAAACUCCGGGGAUUACAGCCUGGAAAAAGAGGCGAAUAUAAAGACGGAACUUCGUUUUACUUGGUUUUGGAAGGGAGAGAACAAUGGAAUUUCUUCGACUGGCUUGUUUGAUUUGGGGAGUCGCGGCGCUCACAGAAGGUGUAAGGGGUCCACCGCAGAUUUCAGAAAGAGUGAUCAACCGCCAGACAGUGAGGUUAGGUCGGACAAUCAAGCUGCCAUGUCCUGUGGAAGGAGAUCCCCCACCACUGACUAUGUGGACAAAAGAUGGCCGCACCAUUCACAGUGGUUGGACGCGGUUUCGAGUCCUCCGGCAAGGUCUGAAAAUCAAAGAGGUGGAAGCUGAAGAUGCUGGAACGUACAUCUGCAAGGCUACUAAUGGUUUUGGCAGCAUCAACCUCAACUACACACUCAUUGUGAUUAAUGACUCAAGCACGGGAAAAGAUGGACAGAAGCUGUCUCAAGGAUCAAAUGGGGAAUAUACAAAUGAAGAUCUGACAGGAAAACAAUGGGUCAGGCCCCGGUUUACGCAACCCACCAAAAUGCGUCGCAGGGUGAUAGCCCGUCCCGUGGGCAGCUCAAUCCGACUCAAGUGUGCGGCGAGUGGCUAUCCCCAGCCCGAUAUCACCUGGCUGAAGGACAACAGGCCUCUCACGCCUCAGGACCUGGGAGACACCAAGAAAAAGAAGUGGACUUUAACCCUGAAAAGCCUAAGGCCGGGAGACAGUGGGAAGUACACGUGCCGUGUCUAUAGCAGAGCAGGCGAGAUAAAUGCGACAUACAAGGUUGAAGUAAUCCAGACCACGAGGUCCAAACCCAUCCUGACUGGAACCCACCCCGUGAACACCACGGUCGAUUACGGAGGCACAACCUCCUUCCAAUGCAAGGUCCGCAGCGACGUCAAGCCUGUGAUUCAGUGGCUGAAGAGAGUGGAGUACGGGAGCGAGAACAAGUACAACUCCACCAUUGAUGUUGGCGGACAGAAGUUUGUCGUGUUGCCAACUGGUGAGGUGUGGUCCCGGCCUGAUGGCUCUUACUUAAACAAACUGAUGAUCUCCAGAGCAAAGGAAGAAGAUGCUGGGAUGUACAUCUGCUUAGGUGCAAACACCAUGGGAUACAGCUUCAGGAGUGCCUUCCUCACCGUGCUGCCAGACCCAAAGCCCCCAAAAGCACCUGUGGCCACCUCAUCAAACGGCAGCCUGCCCUGGCCCGUAAUCAUUGGGAUACCUGCUGGCGCUAUCUUCAUCUUCGGUACGAUCCUGCUUUGGCUUUGCCAAACCAAGAAGAAGCCGUGCUCCACCCCGGCUGCCACAGUGGCCGCCCUCCACAGGCAGCAGCAGAGGGACCGGACCUGCGUGCCGCAAGUGCCGGACAAGGAAUGUAUCACACCGAUAAACUAUGAGGAGUAUGUGGCUCAGCAACAGCACCUUCUGGCUCAAGGUCCUCCGCUAGGUGCACCGCCAGCCCCGAAAAUGUACCCGAAGAUUUACACAGACAUCCACACUCACACGCACUCCCACGUUGAAGGCAAGGUCCACCAGCACCAACAUAUCCACUAUCAGUGUUAGCUCACGGCUCUUGGUGUACCAAGGCUAUUUCCAUCUUCCAGCAGGACCUCUCUCGUCAGCCUACACUGCCAGUAUACUGAAGGCUGCCUGGCAAAGGCCUCCAAAGGAACUUGGGAGACAGAGUGGAAAAUGGAGCUGCUCUCAAAUUCCCAUGAAAUGAGAGUGUACUUGGAUGCAGAGAAACCUAGGCUGCAGUGAAUGAUUCAAGGUGAUAUUUUAGGAGAGGUUCAUACCAAAAGAUCGACUUAAUGCAUAACUUGCUUUAAGUAAAACUGCAAUAACUCAAUCAUCUCACACUAAUCCCAAUUUAAAAACCUUAUGAAAUGCAACUAACUUUUAAUGCACAGUCCAACUAAUUGAAACUUUGCCCCAAGUACUGAACAAUUGCUUUGUACUGAUAAAUUAUAUAAAAAAAAUUAUAAACUAUACUUGAGGUAUAUUUGAAUACUGUGAGACUAGUUGGCUUAUGCAGUUAAAUUCCCAACACAGAAAUACCUUAUCCUCAACAAAACCAAAUAAUAUUUAUAUAUUAUAUAUAUUUCAAAAAUAAUUACAAUUAUCUGAAAUAUGAACAGGAAUUAGAAAGAUUAUAUUUGCAACAAAUAAACCUGCGCUCAAUAGAGGCUUCAAACUAAAUUCUUUGUGUUUUAAAGAAAGAUGCUGUCUACAUUAAGUUCCUGGCUCACUUGAUUCAGAAUUAGAUAGUCUGUGCUUCAAUAUGGAUGUCUGCUGGGUGCUGUGGAAACUUUGAAACAAAACCAGCAAAAUAAUUAUGCCUGGCCACUGCCAUUAUGAGAGAAUGGAAUAGCAGAACAAUGCUUCAAAUUUGAACUGGCAGAGACUGCAAGGAUGAAAUAUUUAUUCAUCCAAGCAGCAGGAAAAUGGAUAUUGUGCUGCUCUCUUUCACUGAAGAGACAAGAGACCCUGGGCAGUCUGUCACCUCGGUAGGGAAAGAUAAGUCAUCACAGCCCAGCAACUGCCCCAGCAGUGCCUCCAGGUGAACUGAGCUUUGCUUCUGCUCUUACCUGCGAUCAUACCUUUCUGUUCCAUACAAUCACACUGCAGUGAUGUUGUAGCAAAUAGUAGUGCCUAUGUGGAUUAGAGAGAGAGACACUAACCACAGAAAUAAGCCUUUUUUGUUGUAAAACUAUAUAGAUUUUAAACAGAAAGUCAUGUAUAUUUAAUUUAUUUUGUUAAGCAAGAAAAGAAAGUGUAUCAUAUUUUCCUCUGAAACAGGUGUUUCUAUAAAUAUAUUUGAUCAAAGGCAAAACUGAAUUGUUGCAGAGUUCUUACACAUAACCAUGUGGGGAUAACAAAAGAGAUCCAACACAGCAUGAAUUGGCUUAUGUCAUCUAUCGGUAAGUGCAGGGAGAGAGAGUGUGUAAGAUUUUUAUGCAAAGCCUUUUUAUCCAAAAAAGACAACGUUAUAGUAACCUUUAUAUCGACAAUCUUGUAUAGUCUGCCCCAUUGUUACCGCCAGCUUCUUUUUGUAUUUGUCGUGUUUUGAACACAAUUGUAUUUUUUUUUAACAUUUUCAGAAAGAAAUAUUUUAUUAGGAAGAUGAUGUUAUGGCAUGAAAGGACCAAUAUCACUAUAUUAGUUUAUAUCUUAAUAUUAUUUUCCCAGAUUAUUAUCUGAACGGCUUCUGAAAUUUUUAUGGGAAUUAAAGAUACUUCAAAAAUAUUUAAACACAUUAGUAAUCCAAUUAAUUUGCUAUGGAGAAUUACUAGCAAUCUAAAGUGAGAUUAUGACACUGUAAAAAGUAACAAGAAACUACUAAAACCAUUACAGGUUUAUUGCCUGCCCUAAUCAAUAAUUUUUGCUAAAGAGUGCUUGACUGCUGCUAUAAGUAGCACUUUAUUUUGAAAGCUAAAGUCAGUCCCAAAUGCCUUGAUGGGCAUAAUUGGGUUGGGGGACAUUGCUCAUUGACCAUUGUUUCAAGAUAUGCAUGUGUCAGUAACCUGUAUCCAUGGUGAAGCUAUCACUCUCCAGCUUAUUGUCAUUCAGUCCAAUAGGGAGCGAAGUAAAUGGACCGAUUCAAAUUGAUAAAAACCUGGCAACCAACCAGAUUGUAGAAUGAAGAAACACAUCUGCAGUAUGUACAUAGCAAUCGAUAGCACAUGAGAAAUCCUAUGUACAAUUUAAUAUGUCAACAACAGAACAGAUGACUUUCUUGCCUGAACAGACUUGUGCGCUCCUCUGUCAAUCAAAAAUCACCCUUUGAUCAAAUAACACAACAGAGCAAAAUAAAAGUUUCUUUCAUAAAAUCCAUUAAACAUCUUUUUAAGAAUAAUAAUAUUAAUAAAGAGACAGAUAAAUGGAUGUUUAUCUCC
This is a messenger RNA of Pristis pectinata (smalltooth sawfish), 4533 nucleotides long. RefSeq names its product fibroblast growth factor receptor like 1a (gene fgfrl1a). Gene Ontology annotation, molecular function: fibroblast growth factor receptor activity; fibroblast growth factor binding. Bases 719 to 2200 code for a protein of 493 amino acids. Gene Ontology annotation, cellular component: plasma membrane. The record is from RefSeq and is a predicted model, not a curated record. The transcript is spliced from 7 exons. Lineage: Eukaryota; Metazoa; Chordata; Chondrichthyes; Rhinopristiformes; Pristidae.